AUGGAGUUCAACGCUGGGAUAGGCACUCCGUCACCAGCUGAUAUGAUCAACGUAAACUGGGCUUUUCAAGCUAACUUCCAGCUGCCAUGGAACCGAAGUCAAAUACCAUUUGAUCUACUUGAAGCCAACAGUGGAUACGACGGGCUGUCGAGAAGAAAAAGAGAUGCAGAUGUAGAUGUCGAGGAGAUGAAAAGAGAUGGAGAUUACCAGAAUGACGCAAAGUUAUGUCACUUUUAUAAGUAUGUGGAAGAAGUGCUGAAUAGUUUCGGUCAAAAUGGCACAUCAUGCGUUCUUCAAACGUUAUGCCGCCUCGGAGCCGAACCGCUGCACUCUGAUGAUGAAGAGGAUCUACUCCACGAACUGGCCAGCUACGUCUUAAAUCCAACAAAUGACAUAUCCCUCGGCAUGACAGAGAAAGACGAACACUACAAAUACAUUGAAGCUUACAAACGUGGGGAAAAAGGACUCAAUUGCUUUAAUCUGUACAGUGAUUGUACCACGUCUUUAGUAGACAUGUUUACCAAGCUGCAUGAGAACUCUUGA
This is a messenger RNA of Pectinophora gossypiella (pink bollworm), 543 nucleotides long. RefSeq lists its product as uncharacterized. NCBI's taxonomy places the organism in Eukaryota, Metazoa, Arthropoda, Insecta, Lepidoptera, Gelechiidae. The coding region runs from base 1 to 543 and encodes 180 amino acids. The record is from RefSeq and is a predicted model, not a curated record. The transcript has 4 exons.